Molecule: messenger RNA, 1374 nt
Organism: Clonostachys rhizophaga
Lineage: Eukaryota; Fungi; Ascomycota; Sordariomycetes; Hypocreales; Bionectriaceae
Source: the annotation of a GenBank genome assembly
AUGAGUAAUAACUUCUUCUUCAUUGAUGGCAUCCAGGCCGAUAGAAACACCAAGAAGCAGAUGCGACGCCAUGUCAUGAAGGGCAAGAAUGUAGGAAAGAAAUUUCAUCGGCCGUCCAAGCUUGUGCCCGCCGGUCCCAAGAUCAUCGAUACCUGGAGCAGAUCGAAAGUCGCCCGUCAAUUUGAUAAGGGUGAAACUCUUUCGCUCGAUGUUGACAGGAAUUUUGGGGACGCUUACCACUCCUGCAACAUUCCUGUACCUGUUCCGCCAGCUGCGCGGCGAAUCAUCGACGAAUUCUUCAUCUUGACAGCCGAUAGAAUGUAUCCUCCAAAGUUGGGGAUCUCGCUCGAAGAGGCGAAAGGCAUGUGGCUGAAAGUCCUCUUUGAAGAUCAGGCCACUUACGAAUGCAAUCUGGCCAUGAUGCAAACUUGCAACGAAAUAUAUCUGGGUCAUGGAGACUGCUCAUCCAAGGCCCUUUACUCUCUAUCGCGGACGGUAAGCCAUGUCAAAAACAAGCUAGAGAGUCCUGAUGCUCUCUCCGACUCCACCAUGACACUGGUCCUAUCUCUCAUAAGUCAAGAGCAGCUCAAGAAGUUCGACUCAAGGGCAAAGAUUCACCUUGAUGGCCUUCGGCGAAUGAUCGAGCUUCGCGGGGGGCUAGAACAGCUGGAGGGGAAACCGCCGCUUUUGCUCAAGGUCUGCAAGGUCGAUGUUGUCUUUGCGCUCCAGUUUGGCGAACCGACUAUAUUUUUUAGAGACGAAAUGCUUAGAGUUCGUGCAGAGAUGGCUUCUAAAGGCCGUUUCCAGAGACUCCUUGCAUUACCACCUAUCCAUGACAUGAAUACUCCAAAUCCUCUACUCAAAGAAGUUCUGUUGGAUGUUUUGGAUAUUUCAGCUCUCAUCAACGGCAACAAGUCCAAGCUAGUUGUCGAUCUUAUCAACUUCCAGGAGAUUCUCAUGUCGGUUUUCUACCGCCUUCUUCGCAUGCAUCCUCUCCAAGGCGUUCCCCUCAGUAACGAUGCAGACGCAAUGUACCACCUGGGACUGAUGAUCUUCAUGCUGACUUUGUUUAUUACAAUUGAGAAGCAACGCAUUCUGGAGUGCAGUCCGGUAUCUGAAGCUGUCAGGGAGCUCCUCGAUCGAGAUCUGAGCAAAUCAAGUGGUGAAUUAGUUCUCUGGUUUUUCCUGAUUGGUGCAAUUUGGACCUCGACAGUGGAAGGAGAUUGGAUUCUUCCUAAACUACAAGACAUAAGGCAACGGCUACGUCUCAACGACUGGGAGGAAGUGCAAUACCGCAUCGAGUCAUUUCCGUGGAUCAGCGUUUUACAUGAUGAACCAGGCCGCUCUUUGUGGAGUCGGUUAGACAAUCUGUAG